GCUCUCUCCCUCUCUCUCUCUCUGAGUCAUCCUUCUCCAAAGGGUGUUUAUAGUGUGUAGAGCCACAAAACUCAGCUAGACUUGAAACUGGACUGGAUCCCUGCUCUUUGCCCCAAGAAACAAAGCAGUGAAUCACGGUAAGAAAGGUCCCUGCUGACUAGAUUUAUCUCAUUAGAAUGGAAGUCUCGGCGGAGGAUGACUACUAUUACCAUGAGAACUUCAGUUUCAACUUCAGCUAUGAUGACUACUCCCCACUCUGUGAGAAGGGUGACAUCCGCUCUUUCGCAGCCCUUUUCUUCCCCAUCACGUACACAGUGUGUGUGGUGGUGGGGCUGACAGGAAACAUCUUAGUGGUGGCUGUGUAUGCCUACCACAAACGCCUGAAGACCAUGACAGAUGUUUUCCUCACCCAACUGGCUGUGGCGGACCUGCUCCUGCUCUUUACGCUGCCUUUCUGGGCUGCUGACGCGGCGAGGGGUUGGGAGCUCGGGGAGGUCGUCUGCAAGAUCGUGUCGGCCUGCUACACUGUCAACUUCACCUGCUGCAUGCUACUGCUGGCCUGCAUCAGCCUGGAUCGGUACUUAGCGCUGGCCAGAGCACAGGGCAGAGAGCAAGGAGGGUGGUUGCAGAGGAUAUUCACCAGGAGACACUGCUGGAAGGUGUGUGGGAUUGUUUGGGGGACAGCUUUCAUCCUGGGCCUGCCUGAUUUGAUACUGUCUGAAGUUAGGUGGGCAUCGGAUAGGAAUAUCUGUCAAGCUAUCUAUCCUCCAUCUUUAGCUAGAGAGGCUAAAGCUUCCCUGGAGAUAGCCGAGGUGCUGCUGGGAUUUGUGAUUCCUCUCCUGGUUAUGGUGAUCUGUUACUGGAGAGUGGGCCGAGCGCUUAAGAGCCUCCCUAUCGAGAGCAGAGGCAAGAAGUGGAAAACCCUGCGUGUUCUCCUAAUAGUAGUGGGGGUGUUUGUGGUCACUCAGCUGCCCUAUAACGUUUUGAAGGUCUACCGGACGAUGGACUUUGUCUACAUUUUAGUGACCCACUGUGGGACAAGCAAAGUGUUGCACCAGGCGGCUCAGGUGACAAAGAGUCUGGCCCUCACUCACUGCUGCCUCAACCCGAUCCUCUACGCCUUCGUGGGGUCCUCCUUGCGGCAGCAUAUGAUGAAAGUGGUCAAGAAGUUUGGGGAGAAGAGAAAAAGAAGCGGGAGGACGAGAACUCCUGCAGAGGAUGAAGGGAUGGAGAUGUCAUUCAACUCCUGCAGUGCAUCCCAAGAGACUAACACAUUCUCAAUAUGAGUUACCACUAGUACUUCAUGGUGAAAGACAUAUAGACAUGCAUCAAAAUCACAUAUCUAGACUUAUUUAGUAGAGUAGAAGAAUAGAUACAGUUACUCUGUGUUAUAGUCUACAUUUUUUGAAAACAACAGCGAUGGAACCAUAUGUGGAAAUCAUUACAUUUACACUACCAUGAAUAUGGACAAUUUAGGGUUUUUUUAGAUAUAUUUUUGGGUAUUUUUUUGCCUUUAAUAGAUAGCUGAUAGUAGAGAAGCAGACAGGAAACGAGGGAAGAGAGAGGGGCAACAACAGUCCCUAGCCGGAGUCAAACAAAGGACAUUGCAGUCACAUGCGCAGUUACCACUCAGUUACGAGGGCAAUGUAGUUUAUUUUGAGUCAAACUGACAUACACUGUCCUGCUACAGUAAAUACACUAGAGAAUCAAAUGUGUAUCAAUCUGCGGAUGAAAAUAGUCCACAACAAAUGCAUUAUUUACCCUUCUUUGUGUAACUUUUUGCAAUUUUUGUUUUAAGAAAGCACAUAGCCUUUUUUUUAAAAAAAGAUGGAACUAUAUAUUUGUGGCGUAUUUUUUAAGAUUUGAUUCUUUAUUAGGUAUGAAUGGGCCUAUGUUUUGUAUUAUGUUUUGUCAGUUUUU
This is a messenger RNA of Thunnus maccoyii (southern bluefin tuna), 1920 nucleotides long. RefSeq names its product atypical chemokine receptor 4a (gene ackr4a). Gene Ontology annotation, cellular component: membrane. Gene Ontology annotation, biological process: G protein-coupled receptor signaling pathway; immune response; chemotaxis. The transcript is spliced from 2 exons. The record is from RefSeq and is a predicted model, not a curated record. NCBI's taxonomy places the organism in Eukaryota, Metazoa, Chordata, Actinopteri, Scombriformes, Scombridae. The coding region runs from base 177 to 1286 and encodes 369 amino acids. Gene Ontology annotation, molecular function: chemokine binding; chemokine receptor activity; scavenger receptor activity.